Messenger RNA from Penicillium olsonii, 1782 nucleotides. The record is from the annotation of a GenBank genome assembly. NCBI's taxonomy places the organism in Eukaryota, Fungi, Ascomycota, Eurotiomycetes, Eurotiales, Aspergillaceae.
AUGGAUCGCACCGACUCGCAGGAUCGUGCGUAUGUCUCUCCUCAGGAGAAAGAGACAUUACGACGCAGCAUAACGCCAGAAAGGACCGAUGCGCUGGAUCGGGACGCUUCUGAAAUCGAAAAGAACGAAAAGUCAAGACACAGUCUGUCUUCACCAGAGGCAAAGGAGAAUACGCUUGUCCAGACUGAAACAGCAAAGCCCGAAGAUGAAAUUCACUCACUCAAGGCUACAACCACGCGCGAAGAUGGAACCGAGUAUCCCUCAGGUCCAAAAUUGGGUUUGAUCAUGUUGGCCCUUUGUUUGAGUGUCUUCCUUGUCGCACUAGACAACAGCAUUAUUGCUACAGCAAUUCCAAAGAUUACAGAUCAAUUCCACAGUCUUGAAGAUGUGGGUUGGUAUGGGAGUGCCUAUCUUUUGACAACCGCUUCGCUCCAAUUGCUAUUUGGAAAAUUCUACACCUUUUUCAGCAUCAAAUGGGUCUACCUGAUUGCCAUCGGUCUGUUCGAGCUGGGCAGUUUGAUCUGCGGUGUGGCCAACAACAGUUUGGCGCUCAUCAUGGGCCGUGCCGUUGCUGGAAUUGGCUCGGCGGGUAUAUUCUCAGGUGCUCUCAUCAUUCUCGCCCACUCAGUGCCCCUAGACAAGCGUCCAGUAUACACCGGGUUCAUUGGGAGCAUGUAUGGCAUUGCAUCUGUGGCAGGACCCCUGCUGGGUGGUGUUUUCACCGACAAAGUCACAUGGCGCUGGUGCUUCUACAUCAAUCUGCCCAUUGGAGCUGUCACCGUCGUCGUGAUUGCAUUCUUCUUCCCAGCUCCGGCCCGCCAGGCCAAAAAUUCGACAUGGACAGAACGCAUCAGGAAAUUUGACCCAAUCGGCACAGCUUUGUUCAUGCCCGCCAUCAUUUGUCUGUUGCUGGCUCUGCAAUGGGGCGGAACUACUUAUGCCUGGAGCAGCUGGCGAAUCAUUGUCUUGUUCUGCUUCUUUGCGGUUCUGAUCUUGCUCUUUAUUGCUGCGCAGUGGUUCCAGCAGGAGUAUUCAACAGUGCCACCGCGUAUCUUUUUCAAACGCACCGUGUGGUCAUCUUGCCUAUUCAGCUUCUGUGUAGGUGCUGCAUUCUUGUGUUCUGUUUACUUCCUCCCCAUUUGGUUCCAGGCCGUGAAAGGGGCUAGUGCUGUCAACUCAGGGAUCAUGAAUCUCCCCAUGUUGAUCGCUGUGGUGAUUCUGUCCGUGUUGUCGGGCAUCAUUGUUACAGUCGUUGGCUACUAUGCGCCUUUCAUGAUCCUUGGCACUGUGUUCAUUUCUAUCGGCUAUGGCCUCAUGACCAAGUUCCACCCAGACACGUCCAAAGCAGUCUGGAUCGGUUAUCAAAUCAUCGCCGGCGCUGGCGUUGGCUUUGGUAUGCAACAGCCCAUGAUCGCUGUGCAAGUCGUCCUUGACAUUGCCGAUGUACCCACCGGCACCGCAAUCAUUGUCUUUGCCCAGACACUUGGCGGCGCCCUUUUCGUUUCUAUUGGAAACAACGUCUUCACGAACAAGCUUGUUGAAUACCUUGCUGAGUAUGUUCCCAACUUGGAUCCCACAAUCGUCCUCAAGGCCGGUGCAACCAGUGUUCAAAAGGUCGUCGACAAAGCCGACUUGCCCGGGGUCAUACUCGCUUAUAGCAACGCAAUCACGCAGACGUUCAUGGUUUGCGCAGCCGUUUCUGCAAUCAGUGUGAUCGGUGCCUUGAUCGUGGAGUGGAAGAGCGUCAAGGGCAAGAACCUUGCCGCAGGAGGGGCUGCAUAG